UGUGAUCCCUCCCUAAUGAUAAUCUUCUACAGGCUGUCAGGCUGUCACAUCACAGAGGAAGGCUGUGCUUCUCUGGGCUCAGUGCUGAAGUCAACCUCCUUCCUGAGACAACUAGAUCUAAGAAACAAUGAUCUGAAGGAUGCCGGCAUGAAGCUGCUCUCUGCUGGACUGGGGAACCCACUCUGCAAACUGGAGACACUGAGGCUGUCAGGCUGUCACAUCACAGAGGAAGGCUGUGCUUCUCUGGGCUCAGCUCUGAAGUCAACCUCCUUCCUGAGACAACUAGAUCUAAGUAACAAUGAUCUGAAGGAUGCCGGCAUGAAGCUGCUCUCUGCUGGACUGGGGAACCCACUCUGCAAACUGGAGACACUGAGGUUGCCAGCCCUUCACCUCACAGCGGAAGGCUGUGCUUCUCUGGCUUCAGCUCUGAAGUCAAAACCCUCCCUUCUGAGAGAUCUGGAUCUAAGCAACAGUGACCUGAGGGAUUCGGAUAUGAAGCUUCUCUCUGCUGUUUUGGGGAAUCCACUCUGCAAAUUGGAGACACUGAGGCUGUCAGGCUGUCACAUUGCAGAAGAAGGCUGUGCUUCUCUGGCUUCAGCUCUGAAGACAAACCAUCCCCUUUUGAGAGAUCUGGACCUGAGCAACAGUGACCUGAAGGAUUCAGGCAUGAAGCUGCUCUCUGCUGUACUGGAGGAUCCACUCUGCAAACUGGAGACACUGAGGCUGUCAUGCUGUGGGGUCACAGAGGAAGGCUGUGCUUCUCUGGCCUCAGCUCUGAGGUCAAACCCCUCCACCCUGAGAGAACUGGACCUGAGCUACAAUGACCUCCAGAUUCCAGAAAUGCAACUGCUCUCUGAUCUACAGUGGAAUCCACUCUGCAAACUGGAGACGUUAAGGGUGUCAAGCUGUGACAUCACAGAGGAAGCUUGUGCUUCUUUGGCCUCAGCUCUGAAGUCAAAGCCCUCCUCUCCGAGAGAACUGGACCUGAGUAACAAGGACCUGAGGAAAUCAGAUAUGAAGCUUCUCUCUGCUGUUUUGAGGAGUCCACUCUGGAAAUUGGAGACACUGAGGCUGUCAGGCUGUCACAUCACAGAGGAAGGCUGUGCUUCUCUGGGCUCAGUGCUGAAGUCAACCUCCUUCCUGAGACAACUAGAUCUAAGUAACAAUGAUGCCGGCAUGAAGCUGCUCUCUGCUGGACUGGGGAACCCACUCUGCAAACUGGAGACACUGAGGCUGUCAUGCUGUGGGGUCACAGAGGAAGGCUGUGCUUCUCUGGCCUCAGCUCUGAAGACAAACCCCUCCCUUCUGAGAGAUCUGGAUCUGAGCAACAGUGACCUGAGGAAAUCAGAUAUGAAGCUUCUCUCUGCUGUUUUGGGGAAUCCACUCUGCAAAUUGGAGACACUGAGGCUGUCAGGCUGUCACAUUGCAGAAGAAGGCUGUGCUUCUCUGGCUUCAGCUCUGAAGACAAACCAUCCCCUUCUGAGAGAUCUGGAUCUGAGCAACAGUGACCUGAAGGAUUCAGACAUGAAGCUGCUUUCUGCUGUACUGGAGGAUCCACUCUGCAAACUGGAGACACUGAGGCUGUCAUGCUGUGGGGUCACAGAGGAAGGCUGUGCUUCUCUGGCCUCAGCUCUGAGGUCAAACCCCUCCACCCUGAGAGAACUGGACCUGAGCUACAAUGACCUCCAGAUUCCAGAAAUGCAACUGCUCUCUGAUCUACAGUUGAAUCCACUCUGCAAACUGGAGAAGUUAAGGGUGUCAAGCUGUGACAUCACAGAGGAAGCUUGUGCUUCUUUGGCCUCAGCUCUGAAGUCAAAGCCCUCCUCUCCGAGAGAACUGGACCUGAGUAACAAGGACCUGAGGAAAUCAGAUAUGAAGCUUCUCUCUGCUGUUUUGAGGAGUCCACUCUGGAAAUUGGAGACACUGAGGCUGUCAGGCUGUCACAUCACAGAGGAAGGCUGUGCUUCUCUGGGCUCAGUGCUGAAGUCAACCUCCUUCCUGAGACAACUAGAUCUAAGUAACAAUGAUCUGAAGGAUGCCGGCAUGAAGCUGCUCUCUGCUGGACUGGGGAACCCACUCUGCAAACUGGAGACACUGAGGCUGUCAGGCUGUCUGGUCACAGAGGAAGGCUGUGCUUCUCUGGCCUCAGCUCUGAGGUCCAACCCCUUCCACCUGAGGGAACUGGACCUGAGCUACAAUCAUCCAGGAGAAAAAGGAUCGAAGCUGCUCUCUGCUGGACUGGAGGAUCCACACUGCAGACUGGAGAAACUCAAUGUGGAUCAUGGUGGAGAGUGCUGGAUCAAACCUGGUCUUAGGAAAUAUGCCUGUGAGCUCACACUGGACCCAAACACAGCACACAGAGAACUCUCUCUGUCUGAGGAGAACAGAAAGGUGACAUGGAGGUGGGAGGAGCAGCCGUAUCCUGAUCACCCAGAGAGAUUUGAGGACUGGCCACAGGUGCUGUGUAGAGAGGGUCUGUCUGGGCGCUGUUACUGGGAGGCAGAGUGGAGUGGAGGAGGGGUUGAUAUAGCAGUGACAUAUAAAGGAAUCAGCAGGAGAGGAGAGGGUGAUGACUCUGGGCUUGGAUACAAUAACAAGUCCUGGAGUCUGGACUGUGAUGAUAACAGUUACUCUGCCUGGCACAAUAAGAAGAGCACUGACAUACCUGCCCCCCCCUCCCACAGAGUAGGAGUGUAUCUGGACUGGCCGGCCGGCACUCUGUCCUUCUACACAGUCUCCUCUGACACACUGACCCACCUGCACACAUUCCACAGCACAUUCACUGAGCCCCUCUAUCCUGGGUUCUAUGUUCAUCCUGGCUCCUCAGUGUCACUGUGUCAGGUAGAAUAGCCCACACACACUCUCACACACUGUGCUCACUUAGAUGUCAUUGAAGAUUGAACUGUAUACAGUUGGAAUUGAUAUCCCAGAGUGUUUGUAAAUAUUGGUGUGUGUAGAAUGUUUGUUUUGUUUUAACCUUUUAGAUGUAAAUAUUACUGAUAUUAAAUAUUAUUAAUAUCUCUAAAUAUUA
Messenger RNA from Osmerus eperlanus (European smelt), 3031 nucleotides. Its product is annotated as ribonuclease inhibitor-like. The record is from RefSeq and is a predicted model, not a curated record. Gene Ontology annotation, cellular component: cytoplasm. The transcript has 15 exons. The coding region runs from base 16 to 2850 and encodes 944 amino acids. Gene Ontology annotation, molecular function: protein binding. NCBI's taxonomy places the organism in Eukaryota, Metazoa, Chordata, Actinopteri, Osmeriformes, Osmeridae.